Molecule: messenger RNA, 4601 nt
Organism: Hypoxylon fragiforme
Lineage: Eukaryota; Fungi; Ascomycota; Sordariomycetes; Xylariales; Hypoxylaceae
Product: phosphatidylserine decarboxylase-domain-containing protein
Exons: 6
Coding region: 458-3856 (1132 amino acids)
Biological process (GO): phospholipid biosynthetic process
Molecular function (GO): calcium ion binding; phosphatidylserine decarboxylase activity
Source: RefSeq, a predicted model, not a curated record
ACACCUACAAACUUCUACUACUCCCAUUAUUUAUUCCAUUUGCCAUUAUUUACCUACAUACCUACAUAAUAAUCAAGACUUCAAUGUUCUUCUAGACUAACACCUUUGUUUCUGUUAAUCCUAUUAAUCCUGUUUAUUCCCAAACGGUCUACUACUCGGCCCCCUUUGACAUCAUAUCAGCAUUUAGCGCUUAAAUCCGACCGACCAGUAACAAGUCUACUACCUACCUAAGGUAGUAACAAGUAACAAGUGACAACCUGGAAGCAACAAGCAACAAGUGCAUGACGGACUAGAAAGGGGGGGGUCCAAACCAUCUUUACCAAGAAGUUUCCAAGACGAUCCCCAGGACGGUUCCAAGACGGUCCAACGCAGCUAACGUCACACCCGUCUUUGCCCCUUCUGAUUCCCUGAAUAAAUCGCUCCUUGUUUAUAUUUAUCCCGAGCGCCGCCCUCCACCAUGGUUCGCAUCAUACCUAGGGUACCUCAACGAUUAAAACCCUACAGUAGCAAUUCCACCCACAAUUCCAACGCCAACAGCCGGAGCACCAGCCCUAUGUCAUUGAAGCCUGAGACGAGCAACCCGGAGGGGCGAAAGGAGACCGGGUUGGUUUUGAAAAUUGUUGUAUUGAAGGCCAGAAAUCUAGCUGCGAAAGAUCGUGGAGGCACGUCUGAUCCUUACCUACAACUGACCUGCGGCGAAACCAAAUUCUUGACUCAUCAUGUCCCGAAGACACUGAAUCCGGAUUGGAAUGUUGUUUGCUCUGUACCCAUCACUGGUGUGGAUAACCUACUCCUCGAAUGCGUUUGUUGGGACAAGGAUCGCUUCGGCAAAGAUUACCUCGGCGAGUUCGAUCUGGCCCUUGAGGAGAUCUUCUCCAACCAAAAAACUGAGCAAAGUGCAACCUGGUAUCCACUAAAGAGCAAGAAACGAGGCAGAAAGUCGAACUUUGUGUCUGGCGAGGUUCAACUCCAAUGCACUUUGUUUGAUUCAACCAACAAAGAUGCGACAGACGCCCAGAUCCUAGAGAAGCUGCGCUCACUUGCCACUGCACUACCCGAAAAUGCAUCGCGGAAUCCCACGCCAACUGCCACUCCCAUGCUUGGCCCAACGUCAUCAAAAUCCAGUCCAAGCCCGUCUCCCCAGCUGAGCCGGAACACUACAGAUGGGUCCCAAGAUGAUGAGGACGAUGACGAAAUGCUUGACGACGAUGAGACUCCUGAAGAUGAAGAUCCGACCAAGCCCGAGGCUAUCGAAAAGCGGAAGAGGAGGCUCAGAGUCAAAGGCCUCAAGCGCAAGAAGAGACAAGAUCCAUACGAAUUUACUAAUGGUGGCAGUGACGUAGUCGGCCUAAUAUUCCUCGAAAUCUGCAACAUUACUGAUCUACCGCCUGAAUCCAAUUUCACGAAGACCAGUUUUGAUAUGGAUCCUUUCGUCGUAGCAUCACUGGGUAAAAAGACGUACCGCACAAGGGUUGUUCGCCAUAACCUGAACCCAGUGUUCAACGAGAAGAUGCUCUUCCACGUUCUAAGUCAUGAGCAAUCAUAUUCUUUUGCUUUCACUGUCAUCGACCGUGAUAAGUACUCUGGAAAUGAUUUCAUCGCCUCAACUUCCUUUCCUCUCCAGGAGCUUAUCGAGAAGAGUCCCAAGGCCAAUCCUGAGACGGGACUUUAUGAGUUGAAGGAGCCCGCUGAGUACGUGCCGAUACAGAAAUCACAGUCACGGCUAGCAAGAUUAGGAAUAUCAAGAACAUCUUCAACGCACAGCUUGAAAACGGGUCGGCCGCCAUUGUCCAAGAAUUCUAGCACGGGUUCAAACACGCCACAGGUCGUCGACGGACAGAGUGAUCCCAGCUCCAUUCCCACAUCUGCUCCUAACCCUACGCUACUACAAGCUGACCAAUUGCCAAACCUGAACAGCGCAAAUGGAAAUGGAAAUGGCACUGGCAACAGCAAUGGCGAGGGCAAUGAGUUCGAUGAUCCUGAUUUCAAUGUCUUUGCGAUUCCUCUAAAGAUGAAGAACUUGGAAAAGUGGGAGGCCAAGCAUAGUCCGAUGUUGACUAUUCGCGCCAAAUAUGUGCCAUAUCCUGCCCUGAGGCAACAAUUCUGGCGAGCCAUGUUGCGACAGUACGACACCGAUGAAAGCGGCGAGAUCAGUAAAGUCGAGCUCACUACUAUGCUCGACACCCUGGGCUCAACCCUUCGCGAGUCCACAAUCGACAGUUUCUUCCAAAGAUUCCCACAUAAGGCAACGAAUGGCGAACACGAACUCACAAUGGACGAAGCCGUGAUUUGUUUAGAAGACCAAUUAGAUGCCAAGAGUAGACUGGCGCCAGUGACCGACAAGCUGAAGAGCAUGCUCCCGGACACAGAUAAGGUAAAAAAUGCGCUAAAUCUUACAAGUCGAAGCAGUAGCGUCUACAGUAACGUCACGCCGACAGAAGAAGGGGCUUUCACUCUCAGCGCAGAGGACUCCAACAUACAGGGGGCGCAAUCAGGGACUUCGACUAUCGUUGUCCCUGAACUCAGCACGCCUGGAGAGGAAGGUGAAGCAUUAGACAAGGAUGACCUAAACAUCGAUCGAGGCGAAGAACACGUCGUCGAGAUCCGAGAGUGCCCAAUCUGCCAUCAGCCUCGGCUGAACAAGCGCAAAGACGCCGACAUUAUCACACAUAUUGCUACAUGUGCCAGCCAAGACUGGCGCCAGGUCAAUUCCCUCAUGAUGAGUGGAUUCGUGACAGCUAGUCAGGCUCAACGAAAAUGGUACUCCAAAGUCAUCACGAAGAUCUCAUACGGUGGCUACAAACUUGGUGCCAAUUCAGCCAACAUCCUGGUGCAGGAUCGACUUACUGGGCAAAUCAAUGAGGAGAAGAUGAGUGUCUACGUACGGCUAGGAAUUCGACUACUAUACAAGGGCUUGAAGUCGAAGGAUAUGGAGAACAAGAAAAUUCGCAAGCUUCUUAAGAGUCUAAGCAUCAAGCAGGGCAAGAAGUACGACGACCCCGCUUCAAAGUCUCAGAUCCUACCUUUUAUCGAAUUCCAUCAGUUAGACAUGUCCGAGGUUCUUCUGCCCGUUGAGGAAUUCAAAAACUUCAACGAGUUCUUUUACCGUGCGCUCAAGCCGGAUGCUCGGCCUUGUUCGGCACCCGACGACCCUCACUUCAUCGUAUCCCCUGCCGACUGCAGGUCUGUCGUGUUCAAUACUAUUGAUCUGGCAACCAAUGUUUGGGUCAAGGGGCGCGAAUUUUCGAUUGAGCGAUUACUUGGUGACGCAUAUCCGGAAGACGCUAAACGCUACGACAAUGGCGCGCUUGGAAUCUUUCGGUUGGCCCCCCAGGAUUACCAUCGAUUUCACAUUCCUGUGGACGGUAUUCUGCGCAAACCUAAACUCAUUGCUGGUGAGUACUAUACUGUCAACCCGAUGGCCAUCCGAUCGGCGCUAGAUGUGUAUGGCGAAAAUGUCCGUGUCAUUUGUCCUAUCGACACCGAACUUUUCGGUCGUGUUAUGGUGAUUUGCGUUGGUGCCAUGAUGGUCGGAAGCACGGUUAUCACACGAAACGAAGGUGACAAUGUCAAACGAGCGGAAGAGCUUGGAUAUUUCAAGUUUGGUGGCAGCACCAUCCUCACUUUAUUCGAACCUGGCAAGAUGGUAUACGACGCCGACCUCGUCGCCAACUCAACCAAUGCGGUGGAGACCCUGAUUCGAGCAGGCAUGUCCAUUGGACAUUCACCGCAAGUGCCACAAUUUGCACCGGACAUGCGCAAGGAUGAGAAGGACGUGACAGAUGCAGAGAAGGUGGAAGCACAUCGGCGCAUUCGCGGUGGCAUCGAAACACCGGACGAUGCACAAAUAUCCUAGGUCGAAAGAAGAACGUUUGAUAGACGAGACAGGAACAUAAUUGCAACCGCAUGGCGUUAAAAGAUUACGUACAGAACCUACCUAGGCACAAAAUGACGAUUUCUCUUUAGACUAAAAAGGGGGGGAUUCCCAAUAGGCGGACAACUAGAUGAGAUUAACACAGGGGUGUAGGAGACUGGUAAGAUGUACCAGUUGAAACAGGAGAAAUAGCAGUAUAUGAAGAGCUGCAGGUUGAUGAGCAGGCGGGAAAUGUGAUCGCUAGGGUUUCGUUUCGGAUAUGCGAACCGGCGUAGGCAGACCUUGGGAGCUUUGGUUCGCUCGGAUGAUUCCAUCUAUCUAUACCUACUUAAGUAGGUUAGGUUCUAACCUAGCUAGGUUAUAUCCAGGAAUUCGAUGGGCGGUGCCUUUUCCUCCUUUUUAUCCUUUUUACGAGUCUCGUUGGAGGGUCAACGGUAGCGGCAUACGAGGACGGCCCCUUACGUCACUGUCAAGUAUUCUCAGUAGACACGGUAUGGGACUUGUAGUGAGUGGUAGUGGUAGUGGUAGUAAUGUAGCCUGGAGGCUUGCCGCUUAGUACCAUAGGUAUGUAUCUAGUAUUCCUUCAAGGCUACUAGGUACUAGGUAUGUAGGUACUUGGUGUCGAUGGGGCGGUAUCGGGCUGGAUAAUAGGAUUUCUGCGAACUUGAGUACAUAGCACAUAGAUAAAAGUAUCAGAAAUCCAAUAUCACACCGACAGUUACAUAUG